UUGGUCUAUAAAAACUCGGAGCAUAAAGAAAGAAAGUGCCAGCAUAGAUCUAGGCUGACGCCAAAAGGCAGAGAGUAGAGAAAGAGAGAGGUGAAGCCAUGGAGUUGCAAUUGCUGUCUAUCAAGGUCAUGGUCACAGCUCUGCUUCUUGGAUUGCUUGGAGUGCUCGUACACCUGUUUGAAGCUUUAAUAUUGAAGCCUGAAAGGCUUCGUUCCAAGCUUGGAAAGCAGGGAAUCCAAGGUCCUCCACCAUCCAUCUUGCUUGGUAACAUCCGGGAAAUGAAGAAGAUUCAAUCGAAGGUGUCCAAGUUGUCAAGUGAAGGAGACCAAGUGAUUAUCCACAAUUGCUGUUCCACUGUGUUUCCGUUCUUGGACCAAUGGAGAAAACAGUACGGUUCAACAUUCAUGUUUUCACUUGGCAAUAUACAGAUUCUGCUCAUAAGCGAUCCUGAUGUGGUGAAAGAUAUAACCAUAUGCACUUCAUUGGAUUUAGGGAAGCCUUCCUAUCAACACAAGCAGAACGGUCCUCUGCUUGGCCAAGGAAUUUUAACUUCAAAUGGCGCAGUAUGGGCACAUCAAAGGAAAAUUCUUGCUCCUGAACUGUAUAUGGAGAAAGUCAAGGGUAUGAUGCACUUAAUGGCUCAGUCCUCAGUAACAGUAGUAGACUCAUGGAAUAGUAAGAUUGAUAGUGAAGGUGGAGUUGCAGACAUUAAGAUUGAUGAUUACAUGAGAAGCUUCUCUGGAGAUGUUAUCUCGAGAGCUUGUUUUGGGAGCAAUUACUCCAAAGGGGAAGAAAUUUUCUUAAAGCUUAGAGAUCUUAAAAAGGCCCUGUCCAAGAAAUUUUUCUCUACAGGGAUUCCUGGAAUAAGAUAUCUUCCAACCAAGGCCAACAGGGAAGGAUGGAAAUUGGAGAAAGAGAUACGUGCCCUAAUCUUGAAGGUAGUCAAGGAAAGAAAAGAAGCUAAAUCGGAGAAGGAUCUAUUACAAAUGAUCCUUGAAAGUGCUACAAGCAGUGAUUUAGGCCAAGAGGCAACAGAUUCCUUCAUUGUCGACAAUUGCAAGAACAUAUAUUUGGCAGGCUAUGAGACUACUGCUGUAUCGGCCACAUGGACCCUGAUGCUGUUGGCCUCAAAUCCAGAAUGGCAAGACAAGGCUCGUGCUGAGGUUCUUGAAAUUUGUGGGGGUGAAUUACCUGAUGCCACUAUGCUCCGCAAGAUGAAAACAUUGACAAUGGUGAUCAAUGAGUCACUGCGCCUAUACCCUCCAGUGCCGGUGGUGUCCAGGGAACUACUCGAGGACAUGAAAUUUGGAGAUAUCCAUGUGCCUAAAGGAGUUAGUAUUUGGACAUUGGUGGUGACACUUCACCAAGAUCCUAAUAUUUGGGGAACUGAUGCGGAUGAGUUCAACCCCGAGAGGUUUGCCGAUGGAGUCGCAGCAGCGUGCAAGCUUCCUCAUGUGUACAUGCCAUUUGGUGUUGGACCAAGAAUAUGUUUGGGCCAGAAUUUUGCCAUGGCAGAGCUCAAGAUACUUCUUGCUCUUAUUUUGUCUACCUUCAAAUUCUCUCUCUCACCAAAAUAUUUACACUCUCCAACUAUGAGGUUAGCCGUAGAGCCUGAACAUGGAGUGAAUCUCCUGCUUAAGAGGCUAUGAGUAUAUAUAUAUUUGAAUGUGGCUAUGAGCUAUAAAUCAGCUAGACAUAUUUGUUUUUUUCUUGUUAAAUCAAAUUAUGCAAUUAAUCCCUA
Molecule: messenger RNA, 1741 nt
Organism: Theobroma cacao (cacao)
Lineage: Eukaryota; Viridiplantae; Streptophyta; Magnoliopsida; Malvales; Malvaceae
Product: cytochrome P450 714C2-like
Molecular function (GO): iron ion binding; heme binding; monooxygenase activity
Source: RefSeq, a predicted model, not a curated record